Messenger RNA from Ostertagia ostertagi, 567 nucleotides. NCBI's taxonomy places the organism in Eukaryota, Metazoa, Nematoda, Chromadorea, Rhabditida, Trichostrongylidae. The record is from the annotation of a GenBank genome assembly.
AUGGAACUCAUGGAUAUAUCGCUAGACAUCCUUUACAAAAGAGUCUAUAAUGUCCACCUUGCUCGAUUCGAAGAAAAUGUGAUCGGCCACAUUGCUGUUUCUGUGAUAGACGCGCUCGAUUAUCUUAAGUGUCAUUUGGAAAUCAUUCAUCGAGACGUGAAGCCGUCAAACGUUUUGGUCAAUAGAGCUGGUAUGGUCAAGUUGUGCGACUUUGGAAUAAGUGGGAAGCUCAUCGAUUCACUGGCAAAAACUCUUGAUGCUGGCUGCCAGCCAUAUCUCGCGCCUGAGCGGCUAUCUCACUACGGCAAAAAGUACGAUAUUCGAUCAGACAUCUGGUCUCUCGGAAUCACAUUAUAUGAAAUUGCGACUGGAGAGUUCCCGUAUCCACCUUGGAAAUCAGUGUUUGAUCAGCUGAGUGCUGUUGUUCAAGGCGAUCCUCCCAUGCUAAAAAUGGAUGGGCAGUACUCAUAUGAUUUUGUGACGUUUGUUAGCAAGUGCUUGACCAAGGAUUAUAAAGAUCGGCCGAAGUAUCAGGCGCUCAAAGAGGAAAAAUUCUAUAAAGUGUGA